Molecule: messenger RNA, 3092 nt
Organism: Hyla sarda
Lineage: Eukaryota; Metazoa; Chordata; Amphibia; Anura; Hylidae
Gene: GFRA4
Product: GDNF family receptor alpha 4
Exons: 10
Coding region: 814-2193 (459 amino acids)
Biological process (GO): nervous system development
Cellular component (GO): signaling receptor complex; external side of plasma membrane
Molecular function (GO): glial cell-derived neurotrophic factor receptor activity
Source: RefSeq, a predicted model, not a curated record
CUGCCUACACUGCUGCCUGUACUGCUGCCUGCACUGCUGCUGCUGCCUCCACUGCUGAUGCCAUAGAGAAAAGCUGCUGCUCCAGACAAUUUAUGACUCUUCAUGUCCCUUUAAAGCACUCCAAAGCUGUGUUCAGGCGACAAGCAGCUCUGUUCCUGUGCUGGGAGCAGAGCCACAGACCUGGGAGAGGGAUUGCAUUGCAUUACAUUGCAUGGUGCUGGGCUGCAGCAGAAGAAGAAGGAGGCAAGUGAAGAACCCAGCAGCAUUAAAGGGGGGCAUCAGUGCCAGGGAUGUAACUGCUGCCAGGAGAGGAUAACCCCUCAUAAUACCAGGAUUCUCUGCCUAGAAGCAAAGGAUAUACCUUUAUAUAAAAUAAAGCAUAUAUAUAUAUAUAUAUAUUUUUUUUUUUGUAAGUAUACAGGAGCAUCAUCCCCCCCAUCUCUCUCUCUCUCUCUAAGGAUUUAAGGAGGCACUCUGCCCACAGGAAGGAUCUCCAAGGCUUCCCAGGAUUUUCCCAUCUCUUUAAAGUUGCAGCUCAGAAGAAAAAAAAUAAAGAAACAAAUAAUAAUCCACCUUAAGUUUGCAGCCAAACUUCUCAUCCCCACCUUUGCCUCCUUUUUGGAUUCUUGGAUUUAAAAAAAGGGGGAUGUGUAUAAUACAAGGUGCAGAGCUUAGCUGGGAAGAGAGUGAGUUAUACACCUGCAGAGCCCGGAGCUAAAGCAUUGAAGUGCCCCCCUCCAAGAAGCCCCCUUUAAGUCCCUGUGCCAAGGGGUUCCUUCUCAUCACCCACUACCACCAUCAUCAUCAUCAACCAUGAGCUCGGUCAGGCUGUGUGGAUGUGUCCUGCUCCUGCUCAUCUGUGCUACAAGCAGUGGCCAACGGAGCAACAGAAGAAAAACAGCAUCGGAAAUCUCCACGAGCACCAGACAAAAGACAAAAGAAAAGACAGCCGGAGCCACAUCGUCCAGCAGAGACUGUCUACAAGCUGGAGAAGCCUGCAAGAAUAACCCCAGCUGCAGCUUCAAUUUAAGAACAUUGCGCCAGUGCAUAGCGGGGAACGGUGCCAACAAGUUAGCCCCCAAUGCCAAGACUCAGUGCAAGCGCACGGUGGACGCCCUUCACUCCAGCCAGCUGCACGGCUGUAAGUGCAAAAGAGGGAUGAAGAAAGAAAAGAACUGUCUAAACAUAUACUGGAGCAUUCACCACACCUUGAUGGAAGGUGUAAGUGUCUUAGAGAGUUCACCGUAUGAAUCAUUCGUGAGGGGGUUUGACUAUGUGAGGCUGGCGUCCAUCACAGCAGGGUCUGAGAAUGAAGUCACCCAAGUCAAUCGUUGCCUGGAUGCGGCAAAAGCCUGCAACGUGGAUCCCACCUGCCAAAAGUUACGAACAGAGUAUGUCGGCUUGUGUAUACGUCCCAUGGCACGGACUGACUCUUGCAACCGUUCCAAGUGUCACAAGGCCUUGAGGAAGUUUUUUGACAGAGUUCCAGCUGAGUAUACGAGUGAACUGCUCUUCUGCCCGUGUGAGGACACAGCUUGUGCCGAGCGGAGGCGGCAAACUAUUGUCCCGGCUUGUUCUUAUGAGUCUAAAGAAAAGCCGAACUGCCUCACCCCACUAGACGCUUGUAAGGGGGAUUACAUUUGCAGGUCCCGGUUGGCCGCCUUUCAAAUGGACUGUGAGCCCUCAGUGCAGUCUGUGACCGGAUGUGCACGGGAGAACCAUGCAGCUUGUCUGAUGGCAUACACCGGAAUUAUAGGUAGUCCGAUCACACCCAACUAUGUGGAUAACUCAUCUUCUAGUGUCGCCCCCUGGUGCACCUGUAACACAAGUGGAAACCGUCAGGAGGAGUGUGAGAACUUCCUGCACUUCUUCACAAACAACCUCUGUCUACAAAACUCUAUUCAUGCUUUUGGCAAUGGGACCAACCUAAACCUGGCACUGAACCCAUCCGUGACCUCCACAACGCCCAGGCACAAGGAGGAGAAGUAUGCCAAUGCCUCGGUCCCUGCUGUAAAGGAAAGUGUUAAUGUAUAUGUCCAGCCCACAAAGGUUUCAAAGGAGGAACCCUUCCUAGAAGGAUCCAACGAAAUCAAAUCUGAGGUCUUCAACUCUCUGGUGCCAUCAUCCAGUUCCCGGUUGGUCAGCAGUGGUUGUUACUUUCUCCUCACUAUAUUUUUUCAAAUCUUUAUCUGAAGACGGCUGAGGGUGUCCCCUUUUACACACAAAAUAAAAACAAACAAAAAAAACACUAAAGUUUCUGAGAGAAAAACAAAACUGUGUCUUCUCUAUUUUUUUAUGUUAAUUCAUGGUAAUCUUAAGAGUCCUUCCUUUCAUUUAUCGUCUUUUAAAAUAAUAUGGAACGUCUCUUAUAGUCUCGGACUUGACUUUUUAGACACAUUUCGGGAAGGCCGGGUGGCGGUCGCCUCGGGUCGUCUGGAUUAUUGGUGCAGUGUUUGUGCCACCCGUGCCUGUGUGGUCCUUUGGAGCAUCAUAGAUAAUACACAAAUGUCUAAUGGGACUCAGCGGAGCGCAAGGACAAGAAUAACCGAUACGCGUAACUUGUGGUGAAAUCAAAAACAUUCUUUCAUAAAAUUGUCGAAAUUAUGUUCCUAAAUCCUAUAGUAAGUAGGAAACAAAAACAAAAAAAACAUAAAACAUUGAAACAAUCCUACUCUUUUUGCAUCAUACGGACCCUUAUUUUCUACAUUCUGGAUGGGCGGAGGGCUAGAGAUGUAUAAAUAUUAUGUAUUAUGGAUUCAUUUGUUAAAGGGUGACAGAAGAGUCAAACCAUGAAAGAUAAGGCUCUCCUAAGAGGGUGUCAUCUCCAGAGCAUCUUAAGUGCUUGUGUUCCUUAACUCCACCCCUCCCCCCCAUCAAACCUUUUCUUGACGAUCAUCUGAGAUCAUUUCUACAAGAUGAGCUAAGAUAGCGCUUUCGCAAUAUAAUGCAAGUUUGCUUCAUCUUAUGUCGACAAGAGAGUUUUACUUUCUAAUAACUCAGUUAUCCCCACUCCCCGGACCUUGGAUUUUCUUUUUUUUUCUUCUUCUUUUUUCUUUUUUUUUGGAAAGUAGCAUUAAAUUGUACUAUACAAA